AUGGAGAGAGUGUGUGUGGCCUCAAAGCAAGUCUGCAGAAGCUCCCUUGUUGAUGGCUUGCUGGCUUGUUUGAUGCUUUGCAUGUCUUUCUCCCUCCCAAAGAGAGAAAAAAACCCUCUUCUUUCCGUCCAAGCUUUCCAUGACUUCAACCUCUUGGGCCAGAGUGUGCUGGGAGCAGGAUGGACACAGGCUGCUGCAGUUCAAAGAACAGAGGAUAGAGAGAGAAAGAGAGAAAGAGGAAGUGUGUGGCAUGUGAGUGUAUAUGUUCACCAUGGAACCCUCCGGCUCACAGCAUCGGCGGAAUGUGUCUGUAAAAGACCAAAUACCCGUUCUCCAACUCCAGCCGCCGCAUCUGGGAAUCGAGACUCCAAGACCAGUUCAUUGCCAUUCCACCCUGCAAGAGACUUAAUUGCAUCACCCAAGGAUAGCUCACAUAUCCAAGUGACCCAGAACUUCUCCUUCCUGCGCCAGCCUGAGAUAUUUCACCCUCUCUCGCAGUUGGAAAUACCCCUACCCUUCCGUUCAGAGUUCCCAAGCUUGCUGCCCGGUCAGCCGUUGGAAUCGGCACUACAACAGCUUGAUGACUUAUGCAAAAAAGGCCAUUACCUUCCCGCAGCACAUUUUGCCGCUACGAUCCUAACCUCCAGCCUGAUAACUUCCACUGACUAUUCCGCGAUAUUUUCCCUCUUGUAUACUCGCCUAACCUGUCUUCUGCUUACGGGAAAUACUCUCCUAGCAGCAGAGGAAUCAAAAGCCCUGCAAGAUUUGAAUUCUUCAUUCUACUAUGUAGACGUCAAACCUGAUCUUCCAAAGGAGGACGGCAGCUCCCAGGAACCCCCGGAAAGAGCUCACCUUGCUCCCUGGCCUCUUCGUGUUAUUGCCGUAAGACUGCAGAGUAUUGGGUUUAGUGAUACCAGGAGAGGUAUAUCUGGACUUUAUGACCUUGGAUUAGAAGCUAGGAGACAUAUCAUACGUCCUGAUGUCGGGGCUGAGGAAAAAGCACUGUGGAAAGCCAGACUUGGUGAUCUAGGUAUCCGUGUUGUUAACGCCUUGGUUGAAAUGGGUGACUUGGAGGCUGCCCGCCGGUCUCUGGCUACCAACAUCGUUGAGCCGUUACUAAAGAUGGCCGAGGGUAAAUUCGAUGAAGCUGUCACUGGUUGGAACGACCUUCUAAAAACCUACAGUGGCACGGAUGACGAGGUUCUCAUCAAGCAGAACCUUGCAGUCUGCCUUUUGUAUGUUGGGGAUCUAAAACAGUCACGCGAAAUCCUGGAGUCGCUUGUUGAUGACCACAACUCUUUCCAAAGCCUCACGUUCAAUCUAGCCACCGUGUACGAACUUUGCUCGGAGAAUUCAGGGGCCCUCAAGGCAGCAUUGGCAGAGCGGGUGGCCGAACAUCCCCAAUCAGAGCAUCGCAACUGGGAAAUACCAAAUGGGGCCUUUAAGAUCUAA
Messenger RNA from Trichophyton verrucosum HKI 0517, 1452 nucleotides. RefSeq lists its product as uncharacterized. The record is from RefSeq and is a predicted model, not a curated record. NCBI's taxonomy places the organism in Eukaryota, Fungi, Ascomycota, Eurotiomycetes, Onygenales, Arthrodermataceae. Bases 1 to 1452 code for a protein of 483 amino acids. Gene Ontology annotation, molecular function: protein binding. The transcript has 5 exons. Gene Ontology annotation, cellular component: TRAPP complex; Golgi apparatus.